AUGCGAUUCAUCGGCUUCGUUGCUCUGUUCGUGGUCACCUUAGUUGCGUGUUGCUUCAGUGUGGCCAUUGCCGAGAACGUUUCCGCCUCCUCCAGCAAGGACAACCAUGGCCGCCGUUUUAACCCUAAAAAGAUUGCGGAAAGCGCUACUCAUUUUCUCUCCGGACAGGUUGAUGACCAAAUGCUGAAGAAAGCCGCGAAGCUGCUCAAUACUGCUAACGGUGACGAAGCUGCUAUCAAGAAAGCUCUAGAUCUUGCUGCUCUAGCGAAGGCCACAGCGAAAGCCAGUGAUGACGAAGUGGCCAAGAUAACGGCUAUGGUGAAGGAGGCCAGGAGAGACGAGGCUCGUGCCAUGAGGUUUAUCCUCGGGUUUGCUCGGAAGAAGACCACUGACGAAUCUACGGGCUUAUUAUCGAAAAAGAUUGCGGAUACUGUGAACAAGAGCCCUUCAUCUUGGGAUCGCCUCAAGAAGUUUGCCUUGGUUACACUGGGUACUACCGCCGAUGGAUUCGCCAUCUAUGGUGCUUACAAGCUAUUGAUGGACAAAAAUUAUCAAACCGGUGCUACGACGACUGGUUAG
Phytophthora nicotianae INRA-310 is the source of this 579-nucleotide messenger RNA. RefSeq lists its product as hypothetical. Lineage: Eukaryota; Oomycota; Peronosporomycetes; Peronosporales; Peronosporaceae. The transcript has a single exon. Bases 1 to 579 code for a protein of 192 amino acids. The record is from RefSeq and is a predicted model, not a curated record.